Molecule: messenger RNA, 1352 nt
Organism: Chrysochloris asiatica (Cape golden mole)
Lineage: Eukaryota; Metazoa; Chordata; Mammalia; Afrosoricida; Chrysochloridae
Gene: KCNMB4
Product: potassium large conductance calcium-activated channel, subfamily M, beta member 4
Exons: 3
Coding region: 340-972 (210 amino acids)
Biological process (GO): potassium ion transport; detection of calcium ion
Cellular component (GO): membrane; voltage-gated potassium channel complex
Molecular function (GO): potassium channel regulator activity; calcium-activated potassium channel activity
Source: RefSeq, a predicted model, not a curated record
GGGGGCGGAGGCUGGCAGGGGGCGCUGGAGGCUGGAGCAGCCCGUGCGCGCCUCGCACCCCGGGGUGGCGGAGGAGCUGAAGCGGCGGCUGCACCGCGUGCCUCCCGGGCCCAGGCGGCGGCUGGGGGGUGAAGCUGGGGGCCCGACAGCCGCCGCCGGGGGUGUAGUCGGCCUCCACCCCAUUGUUCUAGCGCGCUCCCCCUCUCCGCCCACUCCCCUGCUGUCACUCGGUGGCGGGUGGUUCCUCCCGCCCAAGGCAGUCGAGGCAGUCGGGCUCGGCGCCGGGGGCGGGAGGGGGCGUGGGGGGGAGAGCGCGCCAGCCGCCUGGAGUGGGGGGCGAUGGCGAAGCUCCGGGUGGCUUACGAGUACACGGAAGCCGAGGACAAGAGCAUCCGGCUCGGCUUAUUUCUCAUCAUCUCCGGUGUCGUGUCGCUCUUCAUCUUCGGCUUCUGCUGGCUCAGUCCCGCGUUGCAGGAUCUGCAAGCCACGGCAGUGAACUGUACGGUGCUAUCUGUACAGCAAAUCGGUGAGGUGUUCGAGUGUACCUUCACCUGUGGCGCCGACUGCAGGGGCACCUCGCAGUACCCCUGCGUCCAGGUGUACGUGAACAACUCCGAGUCCAACUCCAGAGCUCUGCUGCACAGCGACGAGCACCAGCUUCUGACCAACCCCAAGUGCUCCUAUAUUCCUCCCUGUGAGAGAGAAAAUCAGAAGAACUUGGAAAGUGUCAUGACUUGGCAACAGUACUGGAAAGAGGAGAUUGGUUCCCAGCCAUUUACUUGCUAUUUUAACCAAUAUCAAAGACCAGACGAUGUGCUCCUGCAUCGCACGCAUGAUGAGAUUGUCCUCCUGCACUGCUUCCUUUGGCCCCUGGUGACAUUUGUGGUGGGCGUUCUCAUUGUGGUCCUGACCAUCUGUGCCAAAAGCCUGGCAGUCAAGGCAGAAGCCAUGAAGAAGCGCAAGUUCUCUUAAAGGGGAGUAGUCUUGUGGAAAGCAAAGCACAGCGGCUGUACGCAUCAGCGCACAUCGUCCUGCAGAGCCCAUGAUUCGGGCGCAGGAGAUGGAAGGGUUCAUGAGAGGUCUCCGAGAGGCUCCUCCCUCAAUGGCAGCAGAAACAGGCACAACUGCAAGACUUGGAACCUCAUAGCUUGUAUUCCGUGUGUGGUAGUGGUUGUAUGGAGUAGCCAUUUCAGGAAUUUCUCUAAGGAGUUCCUUCUCUUUGGAAAAAUACAGUAUAUUAUUUGUACAGUGUAGUAUACAAACCAUUAUAAUUUAUGCUACUGACAAACAUUAAAAUAGAGUGGUCUGUGUUCUUUUUUUAAAUUUCCUUUUUUUUAUGCUUAUAACAGGGU